This is a messenger RNA of Amborella trichopoda, 1236 nucleotides long. RefSeq lists its product as uncharacterized. Gene Ontology annotation, cellular component: mitochondrial membrane. Gene Ontology annotation, molecular function: ferrous iron transmembrane transporter activity. Lineage: Eukaryota; Viridiplantae; Streptophyta; Magnoliopsida; Amborellales; Amborellaceae. The record is from RefSeq and is a predicted model, not a curated record. Gene Ontology annotation, biological process: iron import into the mitochondrion.
UGAUUUGAGUGGGAUUUCCCCAUAACCCCCUCCAAAACAUAAAGUAUUACAUAAGGAUACCUCCUUCCCAAUUCAUCAAAGAAAGAGAUACCUCUCUUAAAAAAUUUAGUCCCUCAUCCUUCCAUCACUCCACAGUUGGCCAUGGCAAACCCAUUUCCGGAUCCCGGUCAACUGGCAGGAGUCCCGUCGAAUUCUGGACAACUUGCCGGAAGCUCAAUCAAUUCUGGCCAAUUCGCAGCAAACCCGAUCGAUUCCAUCCAUGAUGGCCUUGAAUUUUGGCAAUUCAUGAUAGCUGGAUCGGUCGCGGGCAUCGCUGAGCACAUUGCCAUGUUCCCUGUGGACACCCUCAAGACUCGCAUGCAGGUGGUGAGUGCGGGAACAGGAGCAGCGACCAUGGCGCGUGCACUUCAGUCUGCGGUCCGUCAGGAGGGUGCACUUGUGCUGUGGCGUGGGGUGGGUGCGGUUGGCCUCGGCGCCGGACCCGCACACGCUAUCUACUUUGCCGUCUACGAGCGGUGCAAGGCAGCAUUAGGCGCAGAACACACGUUGUCACACGCUGCAGCCGGGGCGGCAGCUACGGUGGCGAGCGAGGCGGUGUCCACACCAAUGGACGUGGUUAAGCAGCGCCUACAGCUGAGCGGGGGCGGGUUAAGGGAGUGUAUCAAAAGAGUUUUGAGAGAUGAAGGAUUCAGGGGUUUUUAUGCAUCCUAUCGGACCACUGUAGUGAUGAACGCGCCUUUCACGGCGGUGCAUUUUGCAGCGUAUGAGGCAGUGAAGGGAGCGGUGGUUGGAGAAGAAGAAGAAGGGUUAACGGUGCAUAUGACAGCAGGAGCAGCAGCAGGCGCAUUGGCGGGGGCCAUAACGACACCGCUCGACGUGGUCAAGACACGACUGCAGUGUCAGGGGGUUUGUGGGUGUGAUAGAUACAGUAGCAGUUCAAUAGGGAAUGUGAUCCAAGUGAUUGUGAGGAAAGAGGGAGCAGCUGGGCUCAUUAGGGGCUGGAGGCCAAGAAUGUUGUUUCAUGCACCAGCUGCUGCUAUAUGCUGGUCCACUUAUGAGGCUUGCAAAGCCUUCUUUCACCAACUGAAUACCACCAAGGCCAUAUUCUCCUAAAUUAUCUCUACGCUUGAACUUUCUUUAUGCACAAGCAUAAUGGACUGGUUGAUUUGUGGUACCUGACUUUGUAUGUAUAUUGCAUAUUUAAGUGUAUAAUGUGAAAGCCCUGUGUAAUAAAUA